This is a messenger RNA of Penicillium subrubescens, 711 nucleotides long. RefSeq names its product ankyrin repeat domain-containing protein. Bases 1 to 711 code for a protein of 236 amino acids. Gene Ontology annotation, cellular component: cytoplasm. The record is from RefSeq and is a predicted model, not a curated record. Gene Ontology annotation, molecular function: ubiquitin-protein transferase activity; protein binding. NCBI's taxonomy places the organism in Eukaryota, Fungi, Ascomycota, Eurotiomycetes, Eurotiales, Aspergillaceae. The transcript has a single exon. Gene Ontology annotation, biological process: protein ubiquitination.
AUGCAUCUAGCCAUUUGCCUGGAUGACAUCAACGUUGUGAAAAGGAAGAUCAACCAAGGCUUCAACAUCAACCAACAAGACACUCAAGGAAGUCCUCUUUGUAUUGCUGCGCAGCGUGAAAACGUGGAAAUGUUGAAAACUUUGUUGGAUCUAGGCGCCGAGGUAAAUCUUCCGGUGACAAGCGGAGAGCACGGAAGCGCCCUCGUCGCUGCUUGUCGAGGGAGCAAAGUUUCCAGCUUGAAGGCACUUCUCCUACAUGGAGCUGAUGUUGACAUGCAACUGGCCCAUGGAGAAUACGGCAGCGCACUUACAGCAGCCUCCGGGGAAGGGACCGUUGCAACAUCUUCCAGUCUACUUGAUGCCGGAGCUUCGAUCAAUAUGGUAGUCACUUCAGGUCACUACGGCAGUGCUCUAGCUGCAGCUUCCUAUAUGAAUGAGCCUGAUGUGGUCAAACUACUCAUUCAACGUGGGGCAGAGGUUGGCCUGGAGUUGGAAAAUGGGAAGUUUCCUUAUGCCCUUGCCGCUGCUAUUUCUUCCAAAAAGUUGGAGAGUGUCGCAGCAUUACUAGAGGCUGGUGUUGAUCCCAAUACGCCAUUUUCAAGAGGUGACUAUGGGGAUGCCAUCUCCAUGGCCAUACAGCUCAAGAAUCGGCCUUUAACUCGGUUAUUGAUCAAGCACGGCGCUGCUUUACAUCCUCUAGCAGCCGACUAG